Dimorphilus gyrociliatus is the source of this 42550-nucleotide messenger RNA. The record is from the annotation of a GenBank genome assembly. Lineage: Eukaryota; Metazoa; Annelida; Polychaeta; Dinophilidae.
CAUUUUAUUGAUCAAAAUGCAUGUUGGGUGAAAUUUGUGCUACUCAUUUCUGAAUUGUGAAUUUUUAGUGAUAUCUGGUAGUUUGUUUUCCUGUAUGUUUUGUCAAUUUUCCUAGGAAUUUCCUGAGAGGCAUAUUUCGCUUUUUUGAUUGAAAAAGGUUUAGUUUCUAGAAUAAUUUCUAAGAUUUCAUACUUUACUACUGGGCUCUUUUUCGAAAAAUAUUAUUGAUUUUUGAACACAGUCUGUUUGACAGUAUAGCCGAGAGAACACUAUGAUCUGUAAAAAUUUUCGUAUUAUUCUUUUUCCGGAAUAAAAACAGGAGCUAUCAUUUUAAUUUUCGGGGAUACUUUAUUGUUUUAUUUUAAUAUUAUAUUAUUAAAUUUAAUGAUUAUAUGUCAAGCAGUGACUUAUUUUAUUGAUGAUAAACAACUGCUGGUUGGCUGCCUGUGUAAUAGCACAAUAUAUGUUUUAAUUGCUAAUUUAAAAUAGGACUAAAUAUUUUUGGUAAAGAUAAAUAACUUUAUUAAACAAAUUAUCACACCGUUAUCUAGCGAAUAUAUAAUUCAUAAUAAAUGAUAUUAAAGAAAUUUCAGAAUUGCUCCCACAAAUAUUCAGUCAAAGUUUUAUUGUUUUUAAAGUAGAUUAAGACCAAUUUAUGUGUAAGUUGAUUCAUAACGAUAGAUAACAUACUAAUUAUAUCAGUUAGAGUAAAUAUAUUAAUAGGAUAGAUAUGGGAAAGAUUGCAGACGUUGUUUCUGGUCCUACAACUGACGUUUCAGCCAGAGAAGCUCUUCUUCUUUGGAGUAGAAGAAUAGUUCACGGUUAUCCAGGUGUGAAUGUUAAAGACUUCUCUUCAUCUUGGAGAGAUGGAAAAGCAUUUCUAUCAAUUAUUCACAGACAUAGACCUGACCUCAUAGAUUUCCGUAGUAUCAGGAAAAAUAGCGCAAGAGAAAACCUUAAAAUGGCUUUUGAUCUAGCUGAGAAAGAAUUUGGUGUUACCAAAAUUCUCGAUCCAGAAGAUGUUGAUAUGGAUCAUCCCGACGAGAGAACUCUCAUGACUUAUGUAUCAUCUCUGUACGAUGUCUUCCCAGACGUACCAAGCGUCGAACAAUCAAUUCGAGAUAAUGAACGUCAACUUAAAUGGGACGAAUAUUUUAAAUUGGCUUCUACUCACGUAUCCUGGCUAAAGAAAGGGAUAGACUUUAUUAAUGGCCUUAACUAUAUGUCUCGGAGCAUCGAUGCACGAUCUGAAAAAAAUGAAUUAGAUCGAUUUGUAAGAGAAGAUAUCCCGCCAAAACUACAAGAGCGCAACCGGCUCUCAAAGCUAUUUCAAGAGUUUCAGGAGUUAUCAAGUGAUGCUACUCCUCAAUUUCCAGUGGAAGAAAAUGUUCACCCUGAAAAUAUAAAUAGAUUAUGGAAUCACUUAAUGUCUUCUCAGAGAGAAAAAGAACAAAUUUUAGACUCGUCUUGCAACCGACUCAACCGCUUGCAAAAUCUUGCCGACAAAGUAUCAAGAGAAUGUCAAGUUAGUGAACAGCUAUUGGAAAGUGUAGAGAGGAAAAUAUUUCAAGGAGAAAGUCGAUACCAAAAAUCAGAUGCCACUGUAGAUAUAAAAAAUAUUGAGGAAGAAAUCGAACAAAAUCUUUCAAACAUCGAUGCAAGAUUAAGUCAGUGUAAAUUAGAUAUGGACACCUUGAGAAGUGAAAGGUUUCAAGACACCGAACACUUACAAUCUAGAGUUCAUAGGAUAGAUCUGAGAUGGAAUUCUCUUCGAACUAGAUCAAAUAGAUUUUUGUCUCAAAGAAGAAGCCAAAAUCAAAUGGCUUCUGCAGCUCAAACAGGAUCAGUUAGUCAACCAACAGGAGAUGAUGCCAUCCAAUUCAUAUCUCAUUGUUUAAAACUCGUGAAAGAGAAACAGAUGGCGAUUGAUACGUCGUCAUACGGUUCUAAUGUAGAAGAAAUUCGAAGGGAUUUGAAUGAGCAUCGUCAGCUACAAGACUCAAUUAGAGAUUUACGAAUGAAAGUUGAACAAUGCUUUGCUAGAAAACAUUCCGUACUUGCUCAAGAAAUGGCCGAAUAUCAAAUGCUACUGUCUCAGCUUGAUUCAUCUUAUAGGCGACUAUGUACCUCGUCUUCCAAUCGACUGAACAACUUGGAAUCUCUUUUAGCUUUUGUAGAAAAAGCCGCUAAUGAAUUAACGUGGCUAAAUCAAAAAGAGGAGGAAGAGCUCACUCGUGAUUGGAGCUCAGUUUUGUCAAAUAUUAGCGUUCCAAAGCGCUAUAUUGAUAGUUUGACAAGAGAACUACAAGAUAGGGAACGUAGACUCAAAAAAAUAUACGCGAAAGGAGAGUCACUAAGUCAGCAAAAACACCCAGCUUUAGAACAAAUUGGGGUAUACAUGGAACUUUUGCAUAAUCAAUGGUCUUGGCUGUUGCAAAUAAUUAAUUGUUCUAAACACCACCUGCAAACAGCGAUUGAUCAACGCGAGUUUUUGCAAAGUGGUCGGGCUCAUGAGGACUGGAUUGAAAAACAUAUGUCACGUGUUCAAGCUUCAACCAGCCUAAAAAGCGACGAUGGAAACAAACGCUUUAGGGAAUUAGAUAGACUUAGAGAAACCAUUUUUUCGUACGAAAGUAUAUUGAAUGACUGGAUUGAUGCUUCCAAAAAUAUAAUACCAUUGUCAACAAGAAAGGAAAACAUUAUAGAUCCCGUUGCUGUAAAACCUUUGCUAAACUAUGAAAAGCAACAUGUUAGAGUAGAUAUUAACCAAAAGUAUAAUUUAGUUGAUAACGCUUCAUCAACUCAAUGGCGACUGCGAUCAAAAUCAGGAAAGGAGUUCAAAGCUCCGUCUGUAAUUUUUCAAAUUCUUCCACCGGAUAUUUUUUCUGUUGAAUACUCGAGUUCUGUGCGCAGCAAAUUUAAUCUUCUUUGUCAAGAAUUUAGAGAAAAAAAUAAAAAUUUGAAAAUAAAUACACUUUUAAAGUCCUUCGAAAUUAUUCGAAAUUCAGACUGGGAUCAGCCUUCAACUAGAGAAAAAUGGAAAAAUAUUAUGAAAGGCCUCAAUAAUGAUAUAGAAAAAAUAGUGGCUGAAUAUGGCGCUGAUGAUGUGGACGUCAAGAAACUCAUAGAAGAAAAAAGAAAAUGUAGAGAGUUAUAUGAGCGAUCCGUAUCUCGACAAGGAACAGCUGUUUCCAGCUUUCAAAAUCAGACAUUGAUGCAAAAACUGAAUAGUUUACUUAAUCAAUUAGAAGAAAAGGAGAGUUUAUUUAAUCGAUUAAUAGCUCAACCCCUACCAAAUGACAGUAAAAUUCUUGAUUCUCAUGUAGCUUAUCACAAGAACUCUGAAGGAGAGCUAAGAAAUUUGGAAUCAAGUAUUAAAUCUUUAGAAUCGAGCAUUGACCAACUUCCUAAAAGAGAUAGAACACAAGAAGUAAAAAAUCAGAAAAACCUUCUUAUAGAUAAAUGGACUAAUGCUUGGAAAUUAAGUAAUUCAUACGCUAUGUUAUUGAAAGUCGCGGAAAAUAUCUUAAUAGGUAUGGAGCGAAGUGAUCUCAUACUCUCGGAAGGAGAAGCUGAAAUCACAGCGUAUGAUACACUACCUGCUGAUUCUUCUGUGUUAAGAGAAGUUAUAAUUAAUUUUGCUAAAAUUAAGACAAAGUCUAAAUCGGCCGGGCAAUUGAUAAAGCAAAAUACGAGAGAAAUAUUAAACCUUAGAGAACAAAUAUCUGGUGUAGAAGCAAGAAAUCGUGGAGAUAUAAAAAUCUUUGAGAGUGAUAAUGACAUUUUAUCCAAAAGACUUAUCCGAUUGCAGCAAGAAGAAUUUGAUCGAAAAUAUAACGUUGAACAGGCUUUAAUAUUUCUCGGAGAAUAUCGAAAAAACUAUAAAGAAAUGUCAGCUUGGCUACUAAAAACUGAAAAGGAAGUAGCUACAAUGCCCUUCCAAUAUAAUAUGUCUUUGGCAGAGGCUGAAAGAGCAGCUGGCAAAGUAUCACGAUUCCUGUCUGAAAGCGAGGGACUGAGUACUACAUUCUCAUUGAUGAAUCAAAGUGGGGAAAAAUUUUUACAGGAAGUUAAUGACUAUGAUUCCAAUAUUGAAAGAUAUAUGGAUUCACUUGGAAGUGACCAACAACGUUUUGGUGCAACUUCUAGCAAGCGACCUCGUGUUGAUAAUAUUAGGACAGAAUUAGAAUUAACAAAUAAUGGAUAUGAUAAAAUACGAACAAGAUUAGCCCAACUAUUGAUGAACUACAGGACCAUUUUUGAAAAACAUAACAAAUUCUUUCCUCACGAAAUCAAAGAAAACCUGUUGUCUCUGGAUUCUCGUUUAAGUCAUGAAACACACAGGGGUCAACCUCUGAAGGAACUGAAGUCUGCUCUUAAAUAUUCAUCACCAAGUAAGACUUUUGAAAAACAUCAGGCAGCUAUUGAAACAAUGAGUCCAGCUGGCGAUAUUCUAUCAACGUCUUCCACAAGUCAAAUCGUCACGAAAACUCUUUCCAAAAUAAUCUAUCCCCCUGACCAGAUCCUAUUUACAGAGUCUGUAAAAGAUCCUUUAACCGGUGAUAAAAUUUCUUUGUGUGAAUCUAUUUCACGUGGUUUAUAUGACAAAAACUUGGCCAAAUUCGUCGAUUUAAAAAGUGGUAAACGAUUAUCUUUUGAGAAUGCUAUCAACCAAGGCAUAAUAACCAAAAAUACUGCUCAAAAUUUAAAGUCUCAAUCGGGUGUUUAUGAUCCGAAAACAGGGUUUGAGCUCUCAGUCAAGGAGGUAUUGCAAUCAGAUUUGAUUGAUUAUAGAACUGGAAAUAUAAAGGAUCGGUUUCAAAAUGUUUACAUAUCGUUAGAAGAAGCACAGGAAAGAAAUUUUGUUGGUGGAGCGGCUGUUAAAAAAUUUGCCAAAACUCCUCUCAGAAUUAAAGUGACUCAAAGAUUUGAUGCAAAAUUGUCUGCUGAAAAUGCUAAUCACUGUAAAUUAUCUCUCAAGGAAGCAGUAGAAAAUGGUUUUUUUAUAGAAAAAACUGGAAAAUUCAUUGAUCCAAUAUCUGAUGAACAGCUUGAUUUAGGUAUGGCGAUAUCUCGAGGAUUCAUAGAUGAAAAUAGUGUUGAAGUUCUCAAUACUGAAAAUAAUACUCUUAUAAACGUAAGAGAAGCUAUCGAAAAAAAGAUUUUAGACCCAUCGACUGGUAAAUUAACAGACUUUAAAUCCCGGAAAACAUUAACUCUGGUAUCAGCAUUGGAACGUGGUUUAUUGCGACUCAAGACGACGCUUCAAGAAAUUUUAAUUCCAAGCAAUAAAUUAAGUGAUCAAAGUUUAUCGAUAACAAAGGCAAUAGAAAUGAAUAUGAUUGAUACUAACAAAAAAUGCUUGAGGGACAUGCGAAAUAAAGAAUUGUUAUCACUCAACGAAGCUAGAGAAAAUGGUUUAAUAUCACCAUCUGGUUAUUUUAUUAAUCCUUUUUCAAAAGAGAGAAUUACUGUUGAAGAUGCUAUCAAUCUUCAAUUAAUACAAGUUAUUGAACAAUCUACACUAUUUGCAAUUAAAGGUUUUAAAGAUACAGAAAGAAGCUCUUUUGUAUCUUUACCUAUUGCUAUAAGAAGCAAAAUAUUUGAUCCCAAACAAUCGUUAUUUAUUGAUAAAAGAUCAAGAAAACAAUUGAGUCUUCAAGAUGCAUAUAAAAGGAAAUAUAUUUCUGAAAAGAUGAUGAAAAUUUUAAAUUCAGACUCAGGACUCUGUUUACCGGAUGGAAAGAACAUGACUCUACUAGAUGCACUACACCGCGGCUUUUUUGAACCGUCCAGAGGCCAUGUUAUUGUAGCUCAAACAGGGCGUGAAUACUCUUUACAGGAAGCUGUGUCAGCCGACUUAAUAAACGUCAAUAAUUUAGAAAAUUUACUUAAAGUUAUCUCUCCUAUCGUGUCUCACGACACAAGUGUAUCUGAAGUUAGAGUACUGUCACAAUCCAAGUCCUAUGACAUGGAAUAUGAACAAAGUCAGGUCGACGUUGAAAUGGAAGAAAGUCGCCCAGAUGCUUAUGGAAAAAUUAUUUCAAAAGAGCAGCUAACAACAGAAACUAUCAAAAAAGACAAUUUAUCUACUCGUACUCACACAGCUGAAAAAAGAGAAAUUAAAAUGGUGUCAUCCUCAAAGAACGAAGGUGACGACUUCGAAUCCCUCGAUAUGGCUGAUGCUAUUUCGCAAGGAUUACUCAAUACGACAACGGGAAAAUUUGUUGACCCCAUUACGAGAAAGCCUUGCACUUUGGAAUACGCUUUAAAAAAUAAAUUACUCGAAGUGAAUUCUGCAAUGUUUGUUGAACCUCACUCUAGACAACAAUAUAAUUUGAUUGAGGCAAUUGAUAAAAACAUGAUUGACGAAACGGGAAAAUACUUUGAUUCAUAUUCUCAAAAUAGUUUAACUUUGCAGCGUUCCCUAGAAAAAGAAAUUAUAAUAUUAAAACCAUCAAAAGCGGAUAUUUCUGAAAGUAAGAGGAUGGUUGUGAAGAGUGUCACUGAUCCAAUCACUGGAUUAGAAAUAGAUACUGAAAAUGCAAUCAGGAAAGGGAUUUUGAAUUUACAAGAUGGUAUUUACAAAAAUCCACUGACCGGAGAAGUUAUGUUAAUCGCGAAAGCUUUUGAAAGAGGUUUAUUGAAAAGUGCAAAUGCUGAUGAAGAUGGAGAUUAUUACACAUCAACUGCCAUAAAAGAAACGAAACAGUUUAGUAUAUCUGCAGCUAUUGAUCCUGCCACUGGUGAAGUAGUUGAUAUUAAUACGGCUAUUAAAAACGGAAUUAUUGAUAAAGUUUCAAAAGAAUAUGUAGAGUUUGAUUCUUUAGGGAGAGAGCAUAGAAUACCUUUAGCUUUGGCUAUUGAUAAAAAACUUGUUCUCUGUGAGGGAUCUACAGCGAAUAAAAAUAUACAGAAGUCAGCCGAAAAAGAGACAAAAACCUUAACUUUGAAGUCUGUUUUUGAUCCACAGUCUGGCGAAUUUGUAUCAGUAGCUAAUGCGGUUAAAUCGGGAUUAAUUGACCAAACUCAUGCGGUAUACGUUGAUCCAACAACUCAUGAGAGAAUUCCAGUUGAUGAAGCCGUUACAGAAGGGUUAAUUCAAGCAGAUGUAAAGGUAGAUAGGAAGAAAGCUGAUACAUUGGAGGCAUCGACAACUGGUAUAACUACAGCCAAGAAAACAAUGUAUACAAUGAACUCUGUUACAGAUUCUAGAACUGGUGAAGUGAUUUCGGCCCAAGAAGCUGUUAAUAGAGGCCUUAUUGAUACCACAACUGGAGAAUAUAAAGACCUUAAAAAUCGAAAGGUACUCUCUUUAGACGAAGCAGAAAAGCUUGGUCUUGUUGAAAUGUGUGAAACACCUGUAAAACCAUCUUCAAAUAGAGAAGAUAUUGAGAGUAUUCAUAUUGAUGACGAAAUUGAGGCCCUAGAAGAGAUGGCUCAAGAAAGAAUAUCUGAAGAAAAGAAGACUUUUAGAAUCAAGAGCGUCACAAACCCUCAAACUGGAGAAAACAUUUCAUUAGAAGACGCUAUUGAAUUAGGAAUAGUCAACGAAGCGAAAGGAACAUUCGUAGAUUCUAAAAAUAUGACAGAAAUAUCUCUGGAAAGGGCAAUAUCAGAUAAUCUCAUCCAAACAGGCAGUGUCGUUCGUACGGAUGAGCAAGAAAUUUUUAGGAGUGCCGUUGUGGCUUCAAAAAUUCCCGGAACUGGCGAAACUAUUGCAAAUGUCUAUGACCCAAUUUCAAAAUCGAAUAUUAGCCCAAAACAAGCCAAUAAACUUGGAUUCUUAUCUGGAGAUAACCGGUAUUACUAUAAUCCAGAAACCGAUAUUAGGAUACCAAUUGAUGAGGCAAUAAGUUUGGGUUUUGUUAAUACUGUCGAUAACGAAAAAAAAUCAUUGCCUGUCGAACAAGAAGACUCCGUUGUUAUGACCAUAAAAUCGUCCAAAGUUGUACGACCAGAUGUAUUUGAACUAGAGACGACCCAAGAAAUUCCUAUGAGUAAUCGCCAUGCUUUGUCAUAUGAAGAUGCUUCGAAAUUGGGCAUAUAUGACCCUAAAAGAGGUCAGUAUAGAGAUAUUACUACUGGAAAUAUUAUAACUCUUCAAGAGGCUGUACACGGAGGAUUCAUAAGUCCUAACGAAACAGCUAUUACUGAUCUUAGAAGUCAAGAGAAAAAAUCUUUACUGCUUGCUAUAGAAAGUGGGAUUAUUAGCUCUAAAACAGGAAGAGUAAAUGAGAACAAAGUUAAAAAAUUGGGUUGGCUUAUACACCCAGCUUUCCUGGAAGAUGAACUUUUACCGUUGAAUUUUAUUGAUGCUGUUCUUGUUAGACUGUUAUCUUUGGAUUCGGGUACGUUUGUUCAUCCUAGAACGAGUGAAAUGCUUUCUUUGGGUAGAGCAGUUUCCAAAAAUGUUAUCGAAGGCAAAAGUGCCAUUGUGAUUAAUCCAUUAAAUAAUAAAAAAGUCUACUUAGAUGAAGCAAUAAGAACAGGUCUUUUAAAUUCGAAAUCGGGAAAUUUGCAUGAUCCGGAAUCAGGAAAAAUGAUUUUGUCAUUCUCAGAAACGUUUUCUUCAGGGUUAAUCCAGGAUGCCUAUGAUAAAAAGGAGACUUUAAUUUUCGGAGAAACUGGGACUAGUUGUUCGGUUUCGGAAGCUUUCGAUCAAGAUAAAAUUUCGAAAAGUUUUCCUCUAGUCAUUCAUCCUGUAACCAAUUUUCGACAUUCAAUAAUUGACGGUAAAACGCAAGGAAUAAUAGAUCGAAAAAGUUAUAUUGAUAUUAAGAAAAAGAGAAAAUAUUAUUUAAAUGACGCAGCAAAAAGAGAGUUGAUUCUUGUUCCAGGAGCUGCUGUUUUAGACCAUUCAUCUUUGGAGAAAAAUUGGAAACAUGCAGUAAAAUAUGAUAAGGCUGCUGUCUCGUUAAAAGAUAGAAAAGCAUUACAGAAAGAAGAGUGGAGUACAGAUGAUAAACAAACUGAAGAUAACAAAAUAUCCUGGCAUAUGUGGGAACCUUCACAGGAAAAACCGUUUGAAAAUCUAGAGACAGUACAGUCAAUUCCUGAUAUUCAAACUACUACUAAACCAGAAAAGACUUCUGUAUUAAAGAAAGUUAUUGAAAAAACAACUAUUUCUGAAAAACAGCAUCUGAUGGUCGAUCAAAAACCUAUGAGUGUCGAUAAAGGCAUAUCCUUACCGAUAUCAUUAAAUGAAAUAGUAGCAAGGGGACUGAUCAAAGCUCCUUCGUACAUUAUACAUCCUGAAAGCGAAGAAUUACUUAAUAUACAAGAUGCAAUUCUCCAAAGGGUUAUUUGUCCUGAAAAAUCUAUUAUAGUUGAUCCUUCCACAGGGGUUACUGUAACAAUUAAUGAAGCCAUUAGGAAAGGUAUUUUGAAUCCUCAGCAAGGUUUGGUACUAAACAGAGCGGAUGGAAAAUGGCUUGCUUUAACUGAUAUGAUUUUCGAGGCCCUCAUUCCAGAUCUUGAACAGCGAAAUACUAUUCCAUUUACCGAGGCCGUAAAACAUGGUUUAAUAGAUACAAAUAGCGGAAUGUACAAAAAUCCAACUACUUCUAUAAAGAUACCUCUAAAACAUGCAGUUGCUUUGGGAUAUAUACUUCCCAAAGAAUCAACUGUGGAAGUCGCAGAAAAAUCUCCAAUUUGCGUUAAUCCCUCCAUUCAGGAAGACACAUACAGGCUAAUGACGCCAAAUAUUGAACAUCCACCUAGGUUAUUAGACGAGAAGACUCUGAAGAUAACAAACAUAACGAUUGAAAAAAUGGGUGAGGCUGAGAUACCUACCACAGCUCUUCCUCUUGCAGAUGCAAUAAGCAGUGGGCGGUUUGACGCUUCUACGGGACUGUUUACAGACGAAACUCUCAACUAUAGUGUCUCUUUGAGAGAAGCUGUUGUCAAAGGAUUUAUUGAUGCAAGAUCAGCUGAAAUUUUCGACAAUAUCUCUCAAACAACUGUAAAUUUGCUUGAAGCAAUGGAAAGAAAUUUAUUAACGGACACAGGUCAUUAUAGAACGAAACAAAAGCGGUUAAUACCACUGAAACAAGCUCUGGAUGAUAAUUUCAUCAUUGCCUUAAGGGUUGUUAUCCAUCCAGAUAUAAUCACAUCAAAAAUUAAAGAAACAAUUGUUGUCAAUGUGGAUUAUAUUGAACAUCCUGUUACACAUGAACACAUAUCCCUUUCUUCUGCUCUAGAACAAGAAAUUAUUAACGUAAACGCAGAUUGCUUCAUAAACACAUCAACGGGAGAAUCUCAAACUUUGUUUAAAGCUUUCGAACACCAUUAUAUUGAAGGUCAAGUAAUAGAUCGAAAUGCCAGUAAAGAACUUGUUACAAAAAGCGGCCAUGUAAAAUUUACCUUGAAUGCUGACGGGAGAUCUGUCAAUGUUAUUUCUGUCGUCGAUCCUGUCUCAAAGUCGGAGAUAUCCGUUGAAGAGGCCGUGCAAAAAGGAAUAAUUAAUAAGGUUACUGGAGAUUAUUGCUAUCCUAAUGGGAAAAGAAAAACUAUUGAAGAAGCGGCUAGUUUAAAUCUCGUUAAAACGUCAUCCGCUUUGUUCAUUCGGGAAACAAAGAGACAAGUAGAAAUAAAAGAUUCCAAUGCAUCAGAUUUUGUUCAGCUUAAAGCCUUUAAGCAUCCAAAGACUGGAGAAGAAUUAACUAUAAGAGAAGCAAUGGAGAUUGGAGUUUUUGAUCGCUCCUCAUCUUUGUAUAUAAAUCCAAUUACGGGAGAAAAGUUAGCACUACAUCACGCAAUUGAUAGAGGUCUCGUCAUUGUUGGUCCUCCAGAAGAGCGCAAAGGUGAGCAAUUAUCGGGUGUUCUUGGUUUGGAGAAGCUUGAAAAAGUUGAAACAUUAGACUCUCAUACAAAAUUCUCCUAUAAUAUUGGAAGUGUUAUUGAUCCUACAACAGGAAGAUCAAUAGACCCCGAAGAAGCUAUCUCAAGAGGACUACUUGAUUUGCAGAAUAAUUCUUUUCAAGACCCUUCGACAGGGGAAAGGCUGACUUUCUCCGACGCUGUCGAUAGAGGGUUAUUGAUUCUAGACACAGGUAAUGACGAAGAAGUUGUAAAAGUAAUACCAUUGCCCAAAGAAAAGUCUUUUACAAUUAAAGCCGUGAAAGAUGCAGAUACAGGGUGUAAUUUAACAGUAGCUGAAGCAUUAGAACGUGGUAUAUUAGAUGGAAAUUUAAAAUAUUUCUUUAAUACCAAGACAGGACAAAAAAUGACUAUAGAGGAAGCAAUUAACAAAAAGCUUAUAAAUGCUGAUGAGGGAAUGAUGACACCUGGGGUGCGAUCAGAAAUUUCUCAUAGAAUAAAAUCAGUUAUAGAUUCCAAAACAGGAGAAGAAAUACCUAUAUUUGAUGCCAUCAGACAUAAAAUAUUUGACAGAAAUCGAUUAGUAUAUAUAGACCCAAAUACUAAUGAAGAAAUUCCUCUUGCUGAAGCUGAAAAUUUAGGUCUUAUCAGAACGGAAGAAGUAACUAAGAGAGCAGACAAAACUGGAAUAUUUAUUUGUCAUAAGCCAACAGCUAAAGUUUAUCGAAUUAAAAGAGUUCGAGAUCCUAAUUACGAUGACAAAUGGUAUGAUGCCGAAGAAGCAGAAAGACGAGGUAUUACUAAUAGAAUUGCUGGUAGAUAUAUGAAUACUUAUACUGGAGAGCAAAUGUCUAUUUUGGAGGCAAUAGAAAGAGGUUAUAUAAAAGCUGAAGAGGAAACAGACGAUGGAGAUUACGACGAUUUACCGAGAGAUGAGGCAACCUAUGUAACGGUUGAAGCACAUAUUCAAGAAGAACCAAUUGAGAUAAGUGUCGUCUACGAUGUAGCAGAUAAUGAAAUGUUGUCUAUUCAAGAAGCUUUAAAUCGCAAAAUACUGGAUCUAGAUAAACAAACUUUUUGUAACACAAAAACUGGUGAGAUACAAAGCAUAAAACAAGCCUAUGAUGAAGGAUUUAUAAGGAGACCUGUUAGAUUACAACCCUUCAAAGAUCAAAACAGAAUAGAGGCUAUUGAAAAAAUAAUUGAUCCCAAUACUAAUGAAAUAAUAUCCCUAGAAGAAGGUAAUCAAAGAGGACUUAUAGACCCUGCAACUGGUACCUUUCAUCAUCCCCAACUUGGGGAUAUAGAUCUAUCCAAAGCAGCUGAGUUAAAUCUAUUAAUAACAGAAUCUGGGAAUAAAUUUGGCAAUGAGUUCAACGAGCCUCAGCUAACGAUAGAAACUAAGCAAACUGUAACUGUACAAAGUACAGAUGAAAGUGUAAAGAGACAUGAACUUCCGAAAGUGAGCAGCUCAAAGACAGAUCAUAUUUUGGAAUCAUCGUCAACACCAAUGUUGCUAAGUGCUGCUAUUAAAAGUGGACUUGUAGAUACAGAAAAGAAAAUAUGGUUAGAUCCUGCAACUGGAAAGGCUAUACCAUUAGAUAUUGCCAUCUCUGCAGGCUUAAUUAUUCCUGAUCAGCCUCAUUUCGUUUUAACUUCAACUUCUACAACAGAAACUGUAAAGUCUGUAGAAGACUAUAGUGAAACAAUUCAGAAUAUUCGAAAUGAAAGCGAAACUAAAAAAUCGCCAGAGAGCCCAACUAAGGGAGCUGCUAUCGCUUCAUCUAUCUUUCCUGCGAAGGUAGAAGAUCGUAGUAGUCACAUUAAUGAUCCCGAUUGUGGCGAUUUACAUCUAAAAGAGUCGGAUUCUAGUUCUAUUUACGAAGCUCCCUUAUCGGGUGGAUCUGAUAGCAGAUCUGAUUAUAAGUCAGCUAUCAGCGACGCUAUAGGACCAGAAAAGGAUCACAAACGAUCUACAUCUAGCGAGGAUAAAAAGUCAGAUUUAUCAUUUGAUCCUGAAGUAAACGAUAACUAUAUAACGAGAACUGAAACUAUACCUUCAACUUCGACUACUGGUGAAGCUGUGACUGCUAUUGGCAGCAGUCUUGCAGCAGAUACAGAUGAUAGCUCUUUCUAUCGAGAUGCAUUAGAAGGGGAGGAAACAAUUGGAGAUAUUCAAUCUAUAGGCUCGAAUAAUGAACAGGUAAGUGUUGUAGAUGUUGUUGUAAAAAGUGAACUAGGAGUGAGUGAGAGAGUGAGCGUUUUACCUGUAUCUGAAGCUCUUCAAUUGUAUGAAAACUGUAACCUAAAUAAGGGUCAGCUGUUGUAUAAAGAUCCUCAGUCAGGGGAAGUUUGUUCUCUAAAAGAGGCAUCAAAAAACAGCUAUUAUGAUCCAGUUUCAGAAUUAGUUUUAGAUAAAGCCAGCGGUAGGUAUCUUAGGUUAUCGGAAGCGUUGGAACAAGGAAUUCUUCUCGCCAUAAAUGUAUCUGAUAAAGAAAAGGAAAUUUCUGAGACUUCUCCGCCAACAAUCGACCAGCUUUUACAACAGGGACUUUAUGAUCCGAAAGAGGGAGUAGUACGCGAUAAGAAAACAGGAGAAGUUUAUUCUCUGUUAGAUGCUAUUGAAAAAGGAAUAGUCGAUCGUUCUUCAAUAUGCGUUCUUGAUCCUAUAUCUCAUAAUCGUUUGACUUUAGAAGAAGCCGUCGAUAAGGAUAUCUUGGAUGCGGAGUCUGGAGAUUAUGGCUCUGAUGGUAAAUUUAUAAAGUUGAAUGAAGCAGUGAACUUGGCUUUGAAACAAAAUCAGAAGAAAAGUUCAUCAGAAAUGUUAGAUGUAAUUAAAGAUUCUAAGAAGCAGACGCAUGCUUUACUAGAGCUAUACAAACGAGGAUUAAUUCAUAUUGAUGAUGCAAUUAUUGGUGAAUGUGAUGAUCAAGUUUUGGAUUUGGAAACUGCAAUGGAAAAAAAUUUCUUUGAUCCCGAAAAACAAACUGUAUAUGACAAGCAACAUUGUGAACAUAUACCACUUAUGUUAGCGAGAGAGAGAGGUAUUUUAUUUCGGCGAGGACCAAUAUCUUUAACUGAUGCUUUACGCUCUGGAACAUUCGACGACGAAAACAAUGUCUUUAUAGAACCUGGAACAAACCGAUCACUUACUUUAGAAGACUGCAUUAAUAGUAAUGUUAUUGCAUCCGAUAUACCUGAAAUUUGGGAUCCAUCUUCGGGAAAAAUGCUCACUCUGGCUGAAGCUAUAGCAGCCGGUAUUGUAGAUUCUAAAAAAGGUCAAAUAAAAGAAGGAAAUGCAUAUCGACGUCUUUCGGAGGCUCUCAAAACUGGAUUGAUAGUGCAAAAUCAAGAUAAAUUGGUUGAAAAGAUAAGACCCCAUAAAAGAUUAUUAUUAUCUUUUGUUGAUGCUAUUAAAUCAGGCAUUUACGAUCCGGAGUCUGGUUUAAUCGAAGACCCCAAUACGGGUACAAAAAUACCAAUAGAUGAAGCUAUCGAUUCUGGUUAUAUAAGUAUCAACCAUGUUUUCAUCAGAGAUCCAAUUAUUAAAAAAUUCUUGAAAUUAGACGCCUGGAUUGGUAGUGGUCUUCUUAAUUUACGUGAAGGAUAUUUCUACUUGCAUUCUGAAAAGAUUACAAUUCGGGAAGCUAUCGAAUGUGGAAUCCUAAUUGACUUAAAAUCGCUAAAGAAGCUUUCAUUGGAAGAUAUGCUCUCAAAUUUCUAUAUCAUGUCAAGUCAUCUUUUUACCAAUCCGAUAACAUUUGAAGCAGCCAAUAUAUGUGAAAUAAUAGAUGAUGGUGUGCUUGAUGAGAACUCUUUUCUCAUAAUCGAUCAUAAAGACGUUCUUUCCUACUCUAAAGCGAUGAAUAAUCAUAUUUUUAACGCCAGCACAGGAAUGUUACAACACAGUAAUUGUUGUUACAGUCCUCUAGAAGCUGUCUUGAGUGGGCUAAUUAUUACCUUACCCAUGCCACUUAUGACUUCUGUGGAGUAUGGAAUGUACAAUGAAAACAUCAAGAAAUUGUUAGAUCCAAGAACUGGGGCAUUUUGUACAAUAGAAGAAUCUGUAGUUAACGGGUUAAUAUGUCCAUCGAGCAAAAUUAGAGAUCCUGUUUCCCAAAGAUUACUGCCAUUAAACAAAUGUUUAGCAUUAGGUAUAUUGCUUUCAGAUGAAGGCUUAGUUGUUAAUACUAAAACGGGAGAGACGUCAACAAUAAAAGAUACAAAGACUUCAAUGAAAAUUUUGCCCACGAAUUCAUCUACGACUUUAUUUGAAGCUAUUUUAAACAACUAUUAUGACUUAGAUACUUGUUUAUUUACUGAUUCAACAAAUCAGCCCAUGAAUCUUCAAAAAGCCUUGGAAAAAAAUUUGAUUGAUCCUGAAUCGAAAGUUCUUGACCCGAGAACUCAAGCUGAUGUAAUUUCUUUACAAGACGCACAAAAACAAGGACUUUUCAUGAACAAUGGCGAAUUUCUCCUUGACCAGGAGAGAAAUAUAAAAAUUCCUUUAUCAGAGAGUAUUGUUAUAGAGCCACUAACAUUGGCUCAACUUAACAUUAAGAAUCGCAUAUUGGAAAAAAAUAUACAUAUUUUUAAUAAUGAAAUGGAUUUUGCAACAGCGAUUAGACUUACAGUAAUAGAUCCUAGAUCAAUCGUCUGCACCGAAAGUGGAAAGAUAAAAAUAUCAGAACUAGUACAAAAAUACCAAAAUAUCUCCCAAGAUCCAAAGAUAGUAAAUUCUGUAAUAACUGAUAACAUGAAAGAAAUACCUUACACUAAGAUCCAAAACCCUCAUGCGCGUAUAAAUUUCGAAAAAAUAUGGAUUUGUUUGCCUAAAACCAAUCGACUUGUUCCAAUAACAACAAAAUUAUCAGAAAUAAAGCCAAUGCUGACUCUUAAAGAAGCAUUUAAGAAAUCGCUUUUUGAUCCUUCAACCGGCAUUUUUAUCGAUGAGCUCAAUGGACAAAAAUUAACAAUGAGAGAAGCUCUCAAACUUGGCUUAAUAGACGGAGAACGUUCUUUAGUGAAAGAUAAUCACACAGGAGCACUAAUUCCACUAUCCAAAGCAAUAGAAAAGGGUAUCAUUGAUAUCAACGAAAAUAAUUAUCUUGAUAAAACAACAGGAAAAGUAGUGCCUUUAACAGAAGCAUUUAAACAACGACUCUUAGGAGAAAAAGACCUCGAAAAAAAUUUGAGUACAGAAGGUACAUUAGAAACAAGAAUAUUAGAUUCUCAAACUGCAAAUGUCAUUGAUCCAAAUACUGGUGAAGUAUUAACAUUAGAAGAAGCCAUUAAGCGUGGUUUAAUCGAUCCUUCAAAAUCAACUAUGGUUCACCCAAUGACGGGAGAAGUCAUCCCCUUGGAUAAAGCAUUAAGCGAAAAAUUGAUAACAACACCUCAAGAGUUACUAGAAGCAAUAAAUUCGAAGAAACUUUUAGAGAAGGACACUAAACCCUUGAUGUCAUUAGAUUCGUUAAUUGAAAACAAUCUGUAUGAUAAAGAAUCAGGAAAAAUCGUCGAUCCACAAACCGGAGAAAAGCUUUCACUAAAAGAAGCAAUUGAAAAAGGAAUUUUAGAUACGAACGCUUCACUGAUAGUUGAUAACAAGACUGGCGAAAAUUGUUCACUUACGGAGGCGAUUGAGAGAGGUUUGAUUGAUGGUGGGAGUGGCAAAAUGAAAGAUCCGCAUACUAAUGAAAUGAUUGGUUUAAAUGAAGCUAUAAAUAGUGGUUUAAUAUCAAGACCAUUAACUCUUAAAGAUGCAUAUGAAAAGGGCCUUUUUGACACUUCAACUGGAAUGUAUCGAGAUGAGGGAACAGGAAAGUUGAUGACUUUGAAUGAUGCUAUUAAGGCAGGUCUUAUUGAUACUGAAAAAUCAUUGGUUAGAGAUCCAUCUACUGGCGCUCUUUUACCUUUAAACAGUGCAAUUGAGAGAGGUAUAAUUGAUGGUGAGAUGAACAUGUUUUGUGAUCCAAUUACUGGUAAGAAAAUCCCAUUGAGAGAGGCAAUUGAAACCGGUAUGAUUGUUAAUGCGGAAAAUAGACCGUUAACACUGGAUGAAAUUAACAAAAGAGGUCUUUUAAAUGAUAAGACAGGUGAAAUCAUAGACCCAAAUACUGGAAAACAACUUUCACUUAGAGAAGCUUUAGCAAUUGGUUUAAUUGACCCGACAACUGGUACAAUUACAAAUCCUACAACUGGCAAAGUUUUAUCAUUGGAUGAAGCUGUAAAUAUGGGACUUAUUAUUAAUGGAGAAUUUGUAGAUCCUUUGACAAACACUAAAACUCCUCUAUUUGAUUCAAUAAAAUGCAAAGAUCAGUUUGAAGAUCUUAAAAAGUCAGAUCAAGGUUGUUUGCUGAAUGAUGCCUUGGAGCAAGGAAUUUUUGAUAAAAAUACUGGUCUUGUAAAAGAUCCGAACACGAAUGAACUUUUAUCAUUAUCUGACGCUAUUAAAUGUGGAAUAAUUGAUGGAACACAAACAAUAACUGAUAACACUUCCGGUAAAGAAAUGACUUUAGAAGAUGCAAUUAAUGCUGGUAUUAUCGAUGGAGAAACUGGAAAAUUUAAGGGCUUGAAUGAUGAUAAUAUAGAUAUUUUGGAAGCAAUCAAUAGCGGACUUAUUAGACCAUCAGAAAAAGUACGUAAUCUAAGUCUUCAAGAUGCCAUUAAAAGAGGAUUAUUCAAUCCACAAACUGCAAAUGUCAUUGAUCCAAAUACUGGUGAAGUAUUAACAUUAGAAGAAGCCAUUAAACGUGAUUCGUUAAUUGAAAACAAUCUGUAUGAUAAAGAAUCAGGAAAAAUCAUCGAUCCACAAACCGGAGAAAAGCUUUCACUAAAAGAAGCAAUUGAAAAAGGAAUUUUAGAUCCGAACGCUUCACUGAUAGUUGAUAACAAGACUGGCGAUAAUUGUUCACUUACGGAGGCGAUUGAGAGAGGUUUAAUUGAUGGUGAUAGUGGAAAAAUGAAAGAUCCGCAUACUAAUGAAAUGAUAAGUCUAAAUGAAGCUAUAAAUAGUGGUUUAAUAUCAAGACCAUUAACUCUUAAAGAUGCAUAUGAGAAGGGACUUUUUGAUCCUUCAACUGGAAUGUAUCGAGAUGAGGGAACAGGAAAGUUGAUGACUUUGAAUGAUGCUAUUAAGGCAGGUCUUAUUGAUACUGAAAAAUCACUGGUCAGAGAUCCGUCUACAGGCGCACUUAUACCUUUAAAAACUGCAAUUGAGAGAGGUAUAAUUGAUGGUGAGAUGAACAUGUUUUGUGACCCAAUAACUGGUAAGAAAGUGCCGUUAAAAGAAGCAAUUAAGACUGGUAUAACUGUUAAUACGGCAAAUAGACCGUUAACACUCGAUGAAAUUCUACAAAAUGGUCUGAUAAAUGAAAAAACAGGUGAAAUAACAGACCCAAAUACUGGAGAAAAAUAUUCACUCAAAGAAGCUAUUGAAAGUGGUUUAAUUGAUCCAACAACUACUAAAAUCACUGAUCACAGUACUGGUGAACUAUUACCUUUGGAUAAAGCUUUUAAGUUAGGAAUUGUUGAAAAUGCAGAACUUAUUAAUCAUUUGACCAAUAGAAAGACGCCUUUAACUGAAACAAUGGAAUGGAUAGAUCAUCCGGUCGACGUUAAGAAGAAAGACAGCGGUUGUUCUCUAAAUGAAGCACUACAGAAAGGUAUUUUUGAUAAAAAUACUGGUCUUGUAAAAGAUCCAAACACGAAUGAACUUUUAUCAUUAUCUGACGCUAUUAAACGUGGAAUAAUUGACGGAAAACAAACUAUUAAUGAUAACACUUCCGGUAAAAUGAUGACUUUAGAAGAUGCUAUAAAAGCUGGUAUUAUUGAUGGUGAAACUGGAAAAUUUAAGGGCUUGAAUGAUGAUAAUAUGGAUAUUUUUGAAGCCAUCAAUACUGGACUUGUUACUCCUUUGGAAAGAAUAGAUAAGCUAAGUCUUCAAGAUGCCAUUAAAAGAGGAUUAUUCAAUCCACAAACUGCAAAUGUCAUUGAUCCAAAUACUGGUGAAGUACUAACAUUAGAAGAAGCCAUUAAACGUGGUUUAAUCGACCCAUCAAAAUCCACUAUGGUUCACCCAAUGACGGGAGAAGUCAUCCCAUUGGAUAAAGCAUUAAGCGAAAAAUUGAUAACAACACCUCAAGAGUUACUAGAAGCAAUAAAUUCGAAGAAACUUUUAGAGAAGGACACUAAACCCUUGAUGUCAUUAGAUUCGUUAAUUGAAAACAAUCUGUAUGAUAAAGAAUCAGGAAAAAUCAUCGAUCCACAAACCGGAGAAAAGCUUUCACUAAAAGAAGCAAUUGAAAAAGGAAUUUUAGAUCCGAAUGCUUCACUGAUAGUUGAUAACAAGACUGGCGAAAAUUGUUCACUUACGGAGGCGAUUGAGAGAGGUUUAAUUGAUGGUGAUAGUGGAAAAAUGAAAGAUCCGCAUACUAAUGAAAUGAUAAGUCUAAAUGAAGCUAUAAAUAGUGGUUUAAUAUCAAGACCAUUAACUCUUAAAGAUGCAUAUGAGAAGGGACUUUUUGAUCCUUCAACUGGAAUGUAUCGAGAUGAGGGAACAGGAAAGUUGAUGACUUUGAAUGAUGCUAUUAAGGCAGGUCUUAUAGAUUCUGAAAAAUCUUUGGUCAGAGAUCCAUCUACUGGCGCACUUAUACCUUUACACCGUGCAAUAGAAAGAGGUAUAAUAGAUGGUGAUAAGAAUUUGUUUUAUGAUCCUGUUAAUGGAAGAGAGAUACCUUUACUUGAAGCAAUUGAUAGUGGAAUUUCAGUUAAUGCUGAAAAUAUACCUCUAAACCUUGAUGAAAUUAUAGGGCAAGGUCUCUUAAACGAAGAGACCGGUGAAAUCAUAGAUCCAUUUACCGGUGAAAAACAUUCACUUAAGGAAGCUUUUGAAAUUGGUUUAAUUGAUCCAACAACCGCUACAGUUGCUGAUCCAGCCACUGGUGAAAUGUUACCUUUGGAUAAAGCUGUAAAGUUAGGAAUUAUCGAAAAUGUAGAAGUUGUGAAUCCUUUGACCAACAAGAAGAUGCUUUUAUCUGAAGUAAUGAAAUUAAAGGACCAAACUGUGGGCAGUAAGGACAAAGACAAUUCUUGUUCACUAAAUGAAGCCAUAAAGAAAGGUAUUUUUGAUAAAAAUACCAGUCUUGUAAAAGAUCCCAACACGAAUGAACUUUUAUCAUUAUCUGACGCUAUUAAAUGUGGAAUAAUUGAUGGAACACAAACAAUAACUGAUAACACUUCAGGUAAAAUGAUGACUUUAGAAGAUGCAAUUAAUGCUGGUUUAAUUGACGGGGAAACUGGAAAAAUAAAGAGUAUUACUGAUGACGAUAUAGAUAUUCUUGAAGCAAUCAACAGCGGACUUAUUACACCAUCAGAAAAAGUAUGUAAUCUAAGUCUUCAAGAUGCCAUUAAAAGAGGAUUAUUCAAUCCACAAACUGCAAAUGUCAUUGAUCCAAAUACUGGUGAAGUACUAACAUUAGAAGAAGCCAUUAAGCGUGGUUUAAUCGAUCCUUCAAAAUCCACUAUGGUUCACCCAAUGAAGGGAGAAGUCAUCCCAUUGGAUAAAGCAUUAAGCGAAAAAUUGAUAACAACACCUCAAGAGUUAAUUGAAGCAAUAAAUUCGAAGAAACUUUUAGAGAAGGACACUAAACCCUUGAUGUCAUUAGAUUCGUUAAUUGAAAACAAUCUGUAUGAUAAAGAAUCAGGAAAAAUCAUCGAUCCACAAACCGGAGAAAAGCUUUCACUAAAAGAAGCAAUUGAAAAAGGAAUUUUAGAUCCGAAUGCUUCACUGAUAGUUGAUAACAAGACUGGCGAAAAUUGUUCACUUACGGAGGCGAUUGAGAGAGGUUUAAUUGAUGGUGAUAGUGGAAAAAUGAAAGAUCCGCAUACUAAUGAAAUGAUAAGUCUAAAUGAAGCUAUAAAUAGUGGUUUAAUAUCAAGACCAUUAACUCUUAAAGAUGCAUAUGAGAAGGGACUUUUUGAUCCUUCAACUGGAAUGUAUCGAGAUGAGGGAACAGGAAAGUUGAUGACUUUGAAUGAUGCUAUUAAGGCAGGUCUUAUUGAUACUGAAAAAUCAUUGGUUAGAGAUCCAUCUACUGGCGCACUUAUACCUUUAAAAACUGCAAUUGAGAGAGGUAUAAUUGAUGGUGAGAUGAACAUGUUUUGUGACCCAAUAGCUGGUGAAAAAGUUCCCUUAAAAGAAGCAAUUAAAAGCGGACUGGUGGUCAAAGCAGAAACAAAGCCGUUAACAUUUGAAGAAAUCAAAGAUAGAGGUCUCCUAAAUGAAGCUACGGGAGAGAUUACAGACCCAAAUACUGGGAAAAAAUGUUCACUUAAUGAAGCUUUAGAAACUGGUUUAAUUAAUGCAACAUCCAUAAAAAUUAAUGAUCCUGUUAGUGGUGAAAUGUUAUCAAUCGAUGAAGCGGUAAGAACAGGUCUCAUCGAUAAUGGAGAAAUUAUCGACCCUAUAACCAAGAGGGCAAGGCCUAUAGCACAAAUAAUGGAAAACGGCGAAGGUUUUUCAAAACUCAUAGAAAAGAAAAAGGAGAGUCGUUCACUAAAUGAAGCAUUGGAUCAGGGAAUUUUUGAUAAAAAUACUGGUCUUGUAAAAGAUCCAAACACGAAUGAACUUUUAUCAUUAUCUGACGCUAUUAAAUGUGGAAUAAUUGAUGGAACACAAACAAUAAGUGAUAACACUUCCGGUAAAGAAAUGACUUUAGAAGAUGCAAUUAAUGCUGGUAUUAUUGAUGGAGAAACUGGAAAAUUUAAGGGCAUGAAUGAUGAUAAUAUAGAUAUUUUGGAAGCGAUCACUAGCGGACUUCUUACGCCCUCAGAAAAAGUACGUAAUCUAAGUCUUCAAGAUGCCAUUAAAAGAGGAUUAUUCAAUCCACAAACUGCAAAUGUCAUUGAUCCAAAUACUGGUGAAGUACUAACAUUAGAAGAAGCCAUUAAACGUGGUUUAAUCGACCCAUCAAAAUCCACUAUGGUUCACCCAAUGACGGGAGAAGUCAUCCCAUUGGAUAAAGCAUUAAGCGAAAAAUUGAUAUCAACACCUCAAGAGUUACUAGAAGCAAUAAAUUCGAAGAAACUUUUAGAGAAGGACACUAAACCCUUGAUGUCAUUAGAUUCGUUAAUUGAAAACAAUCUGUAUGAUAAAGAAUCAGGAAAAAUCAUCGAUCCACAAACCGGAGAAAAGCUUUCACUAAAAGAAGCAAUUGAAAAAGGAAUUUUAGAUCCGAACGCUUCACUGAUAGUUGAUAACAAGACUGGCGAUAAUUGUUCACUUACGGAGGCGAUUGAGAGAGGUUUGAUUGAUGGUGGGAGUGGCAAAAUGAAAGAUCCGCAUACUAAUGAAAUGAUUGGUUUAAAUGAAGCUAUAAAUAGUGGUUUAAUAUCAAGACCAUUAACUCUUAAAGAUGCAUAUGAAAAGGGCCUUUUUGACACUUCAACUGGAAUGUAUCGAGAUGAGGGAACAGGAAAGUUGAUGACUUUGAAUGAUGCUAUUAAGGCAGGUCUUAUUGAUACUGAAAAAUCAUUGGUUAGAGAUCCAUCUACUGGCGCUCUUUUACCUUUAAACAGUGCAAUUGAGAGAGGUAUAAUUGAUGGUGAGAUGAACAUGUUUUGUGAUCCAAUUACUGGUAAGAAAAUCCCAUUGAGAGAGGCAAUUGAAACCGGUAUGAUUGUUAAUGCGGAAAAUAGACCGUUAACACUGGAUGAAAUUAACAAAAGAGGUCUUUUAAAUGAUAAGACAGGUGAAAUCAUAGACCCAAAUACUGGAAAACAACUUUCACUUAGAGAAGCUUUAGCAAUUGGUUUAAUUGACCCGACAACUGGUACAAUUACAAAUCCUACAACUGGCAAAGUUUUAUCAUUGGAUGAAGCUGUAAAUAUGGGACUUAUUAUUAAUGGAGAAUUUGUAGAUCCUUUGACAAACACUAAAACUCCUCUAUUUGAUUCAAUAAAAUGCAAAGAUCAGUUUGAAGAUCUUAAAAAGUCAGAUCAAGGUUGUUUGCUGAAUGAUGCCUUGGAGCAAGGAAUUUUUGAUAAAAAUACUGGUCUUGUAAAAGAUCCGAACACGAAUGAACUUUUAUCAUUAUCUGACGCUAUUAAAUGUGGAAUAAUUGAUGGAACACAAACAAUAACUGAUAACACUUCCGGUAAAGAAAUGACUUUAGAAGAUGCAAUUAAUGCUGGUAUUAUCGAUGGAGAAACUGGAAAAUUUAAGGGCUUGAAUGAUGAUAAUAUAGAUAUUUUGGAAGCAAUCAAUAGCGGACUUAUUAGACCAUCAGAAAAAGUACGUAAUCUAAGUCUUCAAGAUGCCAUUAAAAGAGGAUUAUUCAAUCCACAAACUGCAAAUGUCAUUGAUCCAAAUACUGGUGAAGUAUUAACAUUAGAAGAAGCCAUUAAACGUGGUUUAAUCGACCCAUCAAAAUCCACUAUGGUUCACCCAAUGACGGGAGAAGUCAUCCCCUUGGAUAAAGCAUUAAGCGAAAAAUUGAUAUCAACACCUCAAGAGUUAAUUGAAGCAAUAAAUUCGAAGAAACUUUUAGAGAAGGACACUAAACCCUUGAUGUCAUUAGAUUCGUUAAUUGAAAACAAUCUGUAUGAUAAAGAAUCAGGAAAAAUCAUCGAUCCACAAACCGGAGAAAAGCUUUCACUAAAAGAAGCAAUUGAAAAAGGAAUUUUAGAUCCGAACGCUUCACUGAUAGUUGAUAACAAGACUGGCGAUAAUUGUUCACUUACGGAGGCGAUUGAGAGAGGUUUAAUUGAUGGUGAUAGUGGAAAAAUGAAAGAUCCGCAUACUAAUGAAAUGAUAAGUCUAAAUGAAGCUAUAAAUAGUGGUUUAAUAUCAAGACCAUUAACUCUUAAAGAUGCAUAUGAGAAGGGACUUUUUGAUCCUUCAACUGGAAUGUAUCGAGAUGAGGGAACAGGAAAGUUGAUGACUUUGAAUGAUGCUAUUAAGGCAGGUCUUAUUGAUACUGAAAAAUCACUGGUCAGAGAUCCGUCUACAGGCGCACUUAUACCUUUAAAAACUGCAAUUGAGAGAGGUAUAAUUGAUGGUGAGAUGAACAUGUUUUGUGACCCAAUAACUGGUAAGAAAGUGCCGUUAAAAGAAGCAAUUAAGACUGGUAUAACUGUUAAUACGGCAAAUAGACCGUUAACACUCGAUGAAAUUCUACAAAAUGGUCUGAUAAAUGAAAAAACAGGUGAAAUAACAGACCCAAAUACUGGAGAAAAAUAUUCACUCAAAGAAGCUAUUGAAAGUGGUUUAAUUGAUCCAACAACUACUAAAAUCACUGAUCACAGUACUGGUGAACUAUUACCUUUGGAUAAAGCUUUUAAGUUAGGAAUUGUUGAAAAUGCAGAACUUAUUAAUCAUUUGACCAAUAGAAAGACGCCUUUAACUGAAACAAUGGAAUGGAUAGAUCAUCCGGUCGACGUUAAGAAGAAAGACAGCGGUUGUUCUCUAAAUGAAGCACUACAGAAAGGUAUUUUUGAUAAAAAUACUGGUCUUGUAAAAGAUCCAAACACGAAUGAACUUUUAUCAUUAUCUGACGCUAUUAAACGUGGAAUAAUUGACGGAAAACAAACUAUUAAUGAUAACACUUCCGGUAAAAUGAUGACUUUAGAAGAUGCUAUAAAAGCUGGUAUUAUUGAUGGUGAAACUGGAAAAUUUAAGGGCUUGAAUGAUGAUAAUAUGGAUAUUUUUGAAGCCAUCAAUACUGGACUUGUUACUCCUUUGGAAAGAAUAGAUAAGCUAAGUCUUCAAGAUGCCAUUAAAAGAGGAUUAUUCAAUCCACAAACUGCAAAUGUCAUUGAUCCAAAUACUGGUGAAGUACUAACAUUAGAAGAAGCCAUUAAACGUGGUUUAAUCGACCCAUCAAAAUCCACUAUGGUUCACCCAAUGACGGGAGAAGUCAUCCCAUUGGAUAAAGCAUUAAGCGAAAAAUUGAUAACAACACCUCAAGAGUUACUAGAAGCAAUAAAUUCGAAGAAACUUUUAGAGAAGGACACUAAACCCUUGAUGUCAUUAGAUUCGUUAAUUGAAAACAAUCUGUAUGAUAAAGAAUCAGGAAAAAUCAUCGAUCCACAAACCGGAGAAAAGCUUUCACUAAAAGAAGCAAUUGAAAAAGGAAUUUUAGAUCCGAAUGCUUCACUGAUAGUUGAUAACAAGACUGGCGAAAAUUGUUCACUUACGGAGGCGAUUGAGAGAGGUUUAAUUGAUGGUGAUAGUGGAAAAAUGAAAGAUCCGCAUACUAAUGAAAUGAUAAGUCUAAAUGAAGCUAUAAAUAGUGGUUUAAUAUCAAGACCAUUAACUCUUAAAGAUGCAUAUGAGAAGGGACUUUUUGAUCCUUCAACUGGAAUGUAUCGAGAUGAGGGAACAGGAAAGUUGAUGACUUUGAAUGAUGCUAUUAAGGCAGGUCUUAUAGAUUCUGAAAAAUCUUUGGUCAGAGAUCCAUCUACUGGCGCACUUAUACCUUUACACCGUGCAAUAGAAAGAGGUAUAAUAGAUGGUGAUAAGAAUUUGUUUUAUGAUCCUGUUAAUGGAAGAGAGAUACCUUUACUUGAAGCAAUUGAUAGUGGAAUUUCAGUUAAUGCUGAAAAUAUACCUCUAAACCUUGAUGAAAUUAUAGGGCAAGGUCUCUUAAACGAAGAGACCGGUGAAAUCAUAGAUCCAUUUACCGGUGAAAAACAUUCACUUAAGGAAGCUUUUGAAAUUGGUUUAAUUGAUCCAACAACCGCUACAGUUGCUGAUCCAGCCACUGGUGAAAUGUUACCUUUGGAUAAAGCUGUAAAGUUAGGAAUUAUCGAAAAUGUAGAAGUUGUGAAUCCUUUGACCAACAAGAAGAUGCUUUUAUCUGAAGUAAUGAAAUUAAAGGACCAAACUGUGGGCAGUAAGGACAAAGACAAUUCUUGUUCACUAAAUGAAGCCAUAAAGAAAGGUAUUUUUGAUAAAAAUACCAGUCUUGUAAAAGAUCCCAACACGAAUGAACUUUUAUCAUUAUCUGACGCUAUUAAAUGUGGAAUAAUUGAUGGAACACAAACAAUAACUGAUAACACUUCAGGUAAAAUGAUGACUUUAGAAGAUGCAAUUAAUGCUGGUUUAAUUGACGGGGAAACUGGAAAAAUAAAGAGUAUUACUGAUGACGAUAUAGAUAUUCUUGAAGCAAUCAACAGCGGACUUAUUACACCAUCAGAAAAAGUAUGUAAUCUAAGUCUUCAAGAUGCCAUUAAAAGAGGAUUAUUCAAUCCACAAACUGCAAAUGUCAUUGAUCCAAAUACUGGUGAAGUACUAACAUUAGAAGAAGCCAUUAAGCGUGGUUUAAUCGAUCCUUCAAAAUCCACUAUGGUUCACCCAAUGAAGGGAGAAGUCAUCCCAUUGGAUAAAGCAUUAAGCGAAAAAUUGAUAACAACACCUCAAGAGUUAAUUGAAGCAAUAAAUUCGAAGAAACUUUUAGAGAAGGACACUAAACCCUUGAUGUCAUUAGAUUCGUUAAUUGAAAACAAUCUGUAUGAUAAAGAAUCAGGAAAAAUCAUCGAUCCACAAACCGGAGAAAAGCUUUCACUAAAAGAAGCAAUUGAAAAAGGAAUUUUAGAUCCGAAUGCUUCACUGAUAGUUGAUAACAAGACUGGCGAAAAUUGUUCACUUACGGAGGCGAUUGAGAGAGGUUUAAUUGAUGGUGAUAGUGGAAAAAUGAAAGAUCCGCAUACUAAUGAAAUGAUAAGUCUAAAUGAAGCUAUAAAUAGUGGUUUAAUAUCAAGACCAUUAACUCUUAAAGAUGCAUAUGAGAAGGGACUUUUUGAUCCUUCAACUGGAAUGUAUCGAGAUGAGGGAACAGGAAAGUUGAUGACUUUGAAUGAUGCUAUUAAGGCAGGUCUUAUUGAUACUGAAAAAUCAUUGGUUAGAGAUCCAUCUACUGGCGCACUUAUACCUUUAAAAACUGCAAUUGAGAGAGGUAUAAUUGAUGGUGAGAUGAACAUGUUUUGUGACCCAAUAGCUGGUGAAAAAGUUCCCUUAAAAGAAGCAAUUAAAAGCGGACUGGUGGUCAAAGCAGAAACAAAGCCGUUAACAUUUGAAGAAAUCAAAGAUAGAGGUCUCCUAAAUGAAGCUACGGGAGAGAUUACAGACCCAAAUACUGGGAAAAAAUGUUCACUUAAUGAAGCUUUAGAAACUGGUUUAAUUAAUGCAACAUCCAUAAAAAUUAAUGAUCCUGUUAGUGGUGAAAUGUUAUCAAUCGAUGAAGCGGUAAGAACAGGUCUCAUCGAUAAUGGAGAAAUUAUCGACCCUAUAACCAAGAGGGCAAGGCCUAUAGCACAAAUAAUGGAAAACGGCGAAGGUUUUUCAAAACUCAUAGAAAAGAAAAAGGAGAGUCGUUCACUAAAUGAAGCAUUGGAUCAGGGAAUUUUUGAUAAAAAUACUGGUCUUGUAAAAGAUCCAAACACGAAUGAACUUUUAUCAUUAUCUGACGCUAUUAAAUGUGGAAUAAUUGAUGGAACACAAACAAUAAGUGAUAACACUUCCGGUAAAGAAAUGACUUUAGAAGAUGCAAUUAAUGCUGGUAUUAUUGAUGGAGAAACUGGAAAAUUUAAGGGCAUGAAUGAUGAUAAUAUAGAUAUUUUGGAAGCGAUCACUAGCGGACUUCUUACGCCCUCAGAAAAAGUACGUAAUCUAAGUCUUCAAGAUGCCAUUAAAAGAGGAUUAUUCAAUCCACAAACUGCAAAUGUCAUUGAUCCAAAUACUGGUGAAGUACUAACAUUAGAAGAAGCCAUUAAACGUGGUUUAAUCGACCCAUCAAAAUCCACUAUGGUUCACCCAAUGACGGGAGAAGUCAUCCCAUUGGAUAAAGCAUUAAGCGAAAAAUUGAUAUCAACACCUCAAGAGUUACUAGAAGCAAUAAAUUCGAAGAAACUUUUAGAGAAGGACACUAAACCCUUGAUGUCAUUAGAUUCGUUAAUUGAAAACAAUCUGUAUGAUAAAGAAUCAGGAAAAAUCAUCGAUCCACAAACCGGAGAAAAGCUUUCACUAAAAGAAGCAAUUGAAAAAGGAAUUUUAGAUCCGAACGCUUCACUGAUAGUUGAUAACAAGACUGGCGAUAAUUGUUCACUUACGGAGGCGAUUGAGAGAGGUUUGAUUGAUGGUGGGAGUGGCAAAAUGAAAGAUCCGCAUACUAAUGAAAUGAUUGGUUUAAAUGAAGCUAUAAAUAGUGGUUUAAUAUCAAGACCAUUAACUCUUAAAGAUGCAUAUGAAAAGGGCCUUUUUGACACUUCAACUGGAAUGUAUCGAGAUGAGGGAACAGGAAAGUUGAUGACUUUGAAUGAUGCUAUUAAGGCAGGUCUUAUUGAUACUGAAAAAUCAUUGGUUAGAGAUCCAUCUACUGGCGCUCUUUUACCUUUAAACAGUGCAAUUGAGAGAGGUAUAAUUGAUGGUGAGAUGAACAUGUUUUGUGAUCCAAUUACUGGUAAGAAAAUCCCAUUGAGAGAGGCAAUUGAAACCGGUAUGAUUGUUAAUGCGGAAAAUAGACCGUUAACACUGGAUGAAAUUAACAAAAGAGGUCUUUUAAAUGAUAAGACAGGUGAAAUCAUAGACCCAAAUACUGGAAAACAACUUUCACUUAGAGAAGCUUUAGCAAUUGGUUUAAUUGACCCGACAACUGGUACAAUUACAAAUCCUACAACUGGCAAAGUUUUAUCAUUGGAUGAAGCUGUAAAUAUGGGACUUAUUAUUAAUGGAGAAUUUGUAGAUCCUUUGACAAACACUAAAACUCCUCUAUUUGAUUCAAUAAAAUGCAAAGAUCAGUUUGAAGAUCUUAAAAAGUCAGAUCAAGGUUGUUUGCUGAAUGAUGCCUUGGAGCAAGGAAUUUUUGAUAAAAAUACUGGUCUUGUAAAAGAUCCGAACACGAAUGAACUUUUAUCAUUAUCUGACGCUAUUAAAUGUGGAAUAAUUGAUGGAACACAAACAAUAACUGAUAACACUUCCGGUAAAGAAAUGACUUUAGAAGAUGCAAUUAAUGCUGGUAUUAUCGAUGGAGAAACUGGAAAAUUUAAGGGCUUGAAUGAUGAUAAUAUAGAUAUUUUGGAAGCAAUCAAUAGCGGACUUAUUAGACCAUCAGAAAAAGUACGUAAUCUAAGUCUUCAAGAUGCCAUUAAAAGAGGAUUAUUCAAUCCACAAACUGCAAAUGUCAUUGAUCCAAAUACUGGUGAAGUAUUAACAUUAGAAGAAGCCAUUAAACGUGGUUUAAUCGACCCAUCAAAAUCCACUAUGGUUCACCCAAUGACGGGAGAAGUCAUCCCCUUGGAUAAAGCAUUAAGCGAAAAAUUGAUAUCAACACCUCAAGAGUUAAUUGAAGCAAUAAAUUCGAAGAAACUUUUAGAGAAGGACACUAAACCCUUGAUGUCAUUAGAUUCGUUAAUUGAAAACAAUCUGUAUGAUAAAGAAUCAGGAAAAAUCAUCGAUCCACAAACCGGAGAAAAGCUUUCACUAAAAGAAGCAAUUGAAAAAGGAAUUUUAGAUCCGAACGCUUCACUGAUAGUUGAUAACAAGACUGGCGAUAAUUGUUCACUUACGGAGGCGAUUGAGAGAGGUUUAAUUGAUGGUGAUAGUGGAAAAAUGAAAGAUCCGCAUACUAAUGAAAUGAUAAGUCUAAAUGAAGCUAUAAAUAGUGGUUUAAUAUCAAGACCAUUAACUCUUAAAGAUGCAUAUGAGAAGGGACUUUUUGAUCCUUCAACUGGAAUGUAUCGAGAUGAGGGAACAGGAAAGUUGAUGACUUUGAAUGAUGCUAUUAAGGCAGGUCUUAUUGAUACUGAAAAAUCACUGGUCAGAGAUCCGUCUACAGGCGCACUUAUACCUUUAAAAACUGCAAUUGAGAGAGGUAUAAUUGAUGGUGAGAUGAACAUGUUUUGUGACCCAAUAACUGGUAAGAAAGUGCCGUUAAAAGAAGCAAUUAAGACUGGUAUAACUGUUAAUACGGCAAAUAGACCGUUAACACUCGAUGAAAUUCUACAAAAUGGUCUGAUAAAUGAAAAAACAGGUGAAAUAACAGACCCAAAUACUGGAGAAAAAUAUUCACUCAAAGAAGCUAUUGAAAGUGGUUUAAUUGAUCCAACAACUACUAAAAUCACUGAUCACAGUACUGGUGAACUAUUACCUUUGGAUAAAGCUUUUAAGUUAGGAAUUGUUGAAAAUGCAGAACUUAUUAAUCAUUUGACCAAUAGAAAGACGCCUUUAACUGAAACAAUGGAAUGGAUAGAUCAUCCGGUCGACGUUAAGAAGAAAGACAGCGGUUGUUCUCUAAAUGAAGCACUACAGAAAGGUAUUUUUGAUAAAAAUACUGGUCUUGUAAAAGAUCCAAACACGAAUGAACUUUUAUCAUUAUCUGACGCUAUUAAACGUGGAAUAAUUGACGGAAAACAAACUAUUAAUGAUAACACUUCCGGUAAAAUGAUGACUUUAGAAGAUGCUAUAAAAGCUGGUAUUAUUGAUGGUGAAACUGGAAAAUUUAAGGGCUUGAAUGAUGAUAAUAUGGAUAUUUUUGAAGCCAUCAAUACUGGACUUGUUACUCCUUUGGAAAGAAUAGAUAAGCUAAGUCUUCAAGAUGCCAUUAAAAGAGGAUUAUUCAAUCCACAAACUGCAAAUGUCAUUGAUCCAAAUACUGGUGAAGUACUAACAUUAGAAGAAGCCAUUAAACGUGGUUUAAUCGACCCAUCAAAAUCCACUAUGGUUCACCCAAUGACGGGAGAAGUCAUCCCAUUGGAUAAAGCAUUAAGCGAAAAAUUGAUAACAACACCUCAAGAGUUACUAGAAGCAAUAAAUUCGAAGAAACUUUUAGAGAAGGACACUAAACCCUUGAUGUCAUUAGAUUCGUUAAUUGAAAACAAUCUGUAUGAUAAAGAAUCAGGAAAAAUCAUCGAUCCACAAACCGGAGAAAAGCUUUCACUAAAAGAAGCAAUUGAAAAAGGAAUUUUAGAUCCGAAUGCUUCACUGAUAGUUGAUAACAAGACUGGCGAAAAUUGUUCACUUACGGAGGCGAUUGAGAGAGGUUUAAUUGAUGGUGAUAGUGGAAAAAUGAAAGAUCCGCAUACUAAUGAAAUGAUAAGUCUAAAUGAAGCUAUAAAUAGUGGUUUAAUAUCAAGACCAUUAACUCUUAAUGAAGCAUAUGAUAAAGGUCUUAUUGACCCUGUAACUGGAAUGUUUCGCGAUGAUGCUACUGGAAAGUUUUUAAAUUUGAAUGAAGCAUUAAACUGCGGUCUUCUGGAUAAUAAAAAAUCGUUAGUCCGAGAUCCUACAACUGAGUCCUUGAUAUCUUUAUACAAGGCAAUAGAAAAAGGGAUUAUUGAUGGAAAAAAUAACAAAUUUCUAGAUCCAACAACGGGAAUUGUUGUUUCGAUACCUGAUGCUAUUGAAAAUAAUGUGAUUGUUUGUGAUGAUAUAAAACCACUUGUAUUGCAUGGAACUGAAAGUAAGGUUAAAAAUAGCCAUGAAAAUUUCAGUCUUCCAGAUGAUCCAUUAAAGAAGCAAUCUGAGUGUUUUAAUGUUAAUGUCAAAUCCGAUAAUGUGUUACGUGAGGUUUCUCCCAAAGAGAAUGUUGUUUUUCUUGAAUCUGCAGACCCCAAAAAUUCCAACAUUGAUAGUAAGUCAAAUGAUAGGUCUAUUUCUAAUGAACCAAUGCAUGCUGGUUAUACAAGCGAAGAUCCUUUUAGUAUAUUUCAUUCUUCGAAGGUUUCGACUGAUGAGAUAUACGAUAGGCUGAUUCAUGAAUUAAGAAAAUUGAAACACAAAGCAAAGGAUGCUGAAGAAGCUAUGAUAUCUCUGACAUUUCAAAAUAUUACUGAAAAUGUUCAAGAUAUUAAAGAGUUAAUUUCCUCUAUAGAGGCUUUGAAAGAUGAGACCAAUACAUACUUUCCUAUCGCCAUGAAUCUUUUAGAUCAAUGCGAUGAAUUUCUGCAUAGUAAUCGUGAUGAACUUAUCAAUGAACAAGUCCUUGAGCUCGAAACUUUAAUGCCGAUUCUAAAAUGCGAAACGGAGAAUAGAUUCAAAGCUGCUGCCUCUGCCAAAGAAGAGCUCUCAAAAUUUAACACUGAAUCUUUGCGAUUUUCUAAUUGGUUGGAUGAGGCUACAGUUAAAAUAGCAGAAAUAGAAAAAGAUAGCCAAGACCUAGUUAUGCUUGAUAACGUACUUCGUCGCCUAAAAGAAUGUACUGGAGACGUUUUAGCUAAGAAAGGAGACCUUCGUUACAUGGAUUUGACUCAACAAAGAUUUAUUGAAGAAGCAAAGUCAGUUCAAAAGUUGGCUGAAAAUUUUAUUGUAGCUGUUGAAAAGACAACAAAAUUAAAGAAACGGCAAAGUAGUGUAUUUGAAUGCGACGGAAUAAAGCAACAGUACAAGGAUAUGGAAGAGAGCUAUAUUGAACUAAAAUUAAAAUACGAUAAUCUAUUUAAUAAACUAAGCACUACGAAAGAAUGCUCAAAAUAUUUCUACGAUAAUGCAGAUAGUCUUGUUGCAUGGCUGAAGAAUGCAGAAGAAAGAGCAGAAAAUUUUCGUACUGAGAGUGGGGAUGCUCAUAAUAAACUAGAAAGAAUAAAAAGUAUGAAUGCCGAGAUAGUGGCACAUAAUAGACAGGUUGACGACUUAAAGAAGGCAGGAAAACUGUUAACUGAUAGUCUAACUGACAUGAAUGCUGAUCGCAAUUCAUUGAAAACAGUGGAAAAUUGCGUAAAAGAUAUAGAAUCACGCCACUGUGCACUAACGAAUUUUGUGAAUAAUACUGCCCACGACAUUCAAACGACUCUUGUGGCUGCCCAAGAAGUUAGUCAAACUUUAGACGACUUGGCUCUGUGGAUAAGGGAAACAAACACAAUCCUUUCUAUGAUGAGAGGCUGUAGCCUAAACGAAGAAAGCUUGGCCCUUCAGAAACAAGAAUGCCAAGCCUUAAAAGCAGAUGUAAAUGCUCACCAGCCUGCUGUUGACUCAAUUAAAAGAAAUAGUUCAUCAGACAGAGCUGUUGUAUUAUGCGAGAAAUACGAUACGAUUGCACAAAAAGCCACAGACAGGGAAAAAGCUCUUCUUAAAACGAGUGAAAAACUUGAUAGGCUUAACGGAGCGAUUAGAGAACAAGAAUCUUGGAUCACCCCGACUACCGACCAGCUGACUUCUAGAGAAUGUCAGAGAAACCCAACUAAUUUCAAAGAAUUUGUAGAUAAGAUUAUAAUUGAAAAAGAAAAGAGAGUAGAAAAUUUGGAGCAUAUAAAAAGAUUAGCACAAGAGCUCCUAGCAGAUAAGAAUUCAGCAGAUUCUCAUUGUGUAAAAGGCAAGCUUCAGUCUUUGGAAAGAUCAUGGCACUCCUUCUGUGAGCUCCUGACUGAAAAGGAACGCUCAGUCAAAGCCAGAUUAGAAAAAGAAGUAGAAUAUCUGAAAUUGAAAAAUAUUUCAGAAUUGUGGUUGAAGGAUAUGGAGGAAAAGGUUCAAUCUCUUGGACCUGUUGCAAUAGAUAUGGAUAAAUUAACAUUGCAGGUUGAUGCAAUUCAACCACUUUUGAAGGAUCAUACAGACUUUGUACAAACAAUGGACAAACUUUAUGAAACAGGUCUUGCAUACGAUUCUUCUGAAAGAGAUGACUCGCUCUCUCUUAUUAAGCCAAAACGACCUAUUUCUUCCCGGUUACGAUCUCGCUCUCCAACAAAAUCCCCAUCACCUCCAAGUAGGGGCUUAGUCAGUCCUGUUACUAGUGAAUCUAGUGGUGUCAGCAGUAAACAUGCUUCUCAUGAUAACCUUCAUUCAGCUAUUGAUGAAGAGAGCUCGUCUAUCGAAAAAGAACUUAUUGAUUUGAACGAUAGAUACGAAGUUAUUGGAGAUAGACUGGCUGAAAGAGAAAGAGAUCUGCAUUUAACAAUUGCUAAAAUGCGUUCAUUUUUGGAGCAUGUUCAAGCCUUGAUUGAAUGGUUGGACUCAGAUCCUGCACCUUCUCUGUCUUCUCAUCCAAAGACGCAGCAGGAAGUUACUGCAGGAUUGUUAUCUUUAGAAGAAUUCCAGAAAGAACUUGAAAAGAAGGAAGGAUUAAUGGACUCGGUUAGAAAUUGCGCCCAAGACUUAAUCGGAAAUCGUGACCGUGUGCCUGGCCUGCGAGAUGUAAAGAAACAGUGGAAAGACUUAGAGGAUCGCUGGCAAAAUUUAAAAUCCAAAUCUAAAGAGAGAAUGAACUCCCUUGAAGAAUUGAGAGGAGAACUGAUUGAACUAAAAGAUUUUGAUAGUUCUUGUCAACUUGUAGGUAAUUGGCUUAAUCAAAAGGAGAGAAUGGCUCAAACUUUAGGUGCCGUAACUCUUGAUCCUGUCAUUCUGAAUUCUCAAAUUCAACAAGUUGAAUUAUUGCAAGGGGAAAUGACAGAUUAUGAAGUACAAAUUGACAAAAUUAAAUUGAAGGGAUUUGCUAUUUUAGAUAAAGCUGAUGCUGAAGAUGAAAAUAAGCAUGUUUCGAAACAACUUGAUGGAAUAGUUAUGAAGUGGGACAAUCUUAAAGACAGUCUUCAAGAGAGAUAUAAUCAACUACAAGAUGCUAAUGAUCUUAGUUCUCAGAUGUAUGAGAAACUCCAAAAACUUGAUGAAUGGACAACAGGAGCCAAUGAAAAAUUAGAAUGUCUGCCGUCCGCUUCCAUGCAACCGAAUAUUCUUAUAGAAGAAAUAGCAACUUUAAAAGGAGAAUUAAAUGAACAACGACCGCUGUUAGAAAACACUCGAAGUAUUGUUGACAAGCUUCUAGAAAGAGCCAAAGAUCCAAGUACAAAAUUUGAAUUGAGAACCAAAGUAGCAGCCGUUGAAAGGCCUUUAAAAAGCAUCGAAAAACUCCUAAACGAAAAAGAAAAGGCCAUAGAAGGUGCAACGGUAGAAACCAAUAAACUUAAAGAAGAAUUAAAUAAUUAUGAUGAAUAUCUAAAAGAAUUGGAUAAUGCUAUGAUAAGUUUAGAACCAACUUCAUCCAAUAGUGAAGAUUUGAAAGGCCAUGUCCUCCAAAUGGAAAAUUGGUCUAGAGAUUUAAGUGACAGAGAACCUCAAAUAAGAUUAGCUAUUGAGAAGGGGAAGAAGCUGUUAGAGAGUAGUUCAAAUUCUAAGGAUUUCCCUGAAGUGGGGGAGACAAGAGAAGCAGUAGACAGACAGCUUAAAGCUCUGAAAACCAGCUUACAUGAUAAAAAGAAUAAAUUAAAUUAUGCAGCUAGUUUGUCUGAGAAAAUUGAAAGACCGUUUGAAUUGCUUACAGCUUGGCUUGACAUGAUGGAGAAAAAACUAGAGAAAGUUGAUCCAAUACUCCUAGAAAAAGAAUUGAUCAGUGCAAAACAGAAAGAAGUUCAAUCCUGGCAAAACGAAAUGUUCAGAAAGUCAUUAGACCAUGACAACCUGCAAAUGAAUGCAGUAGAGUUGACUAAAUAUGUCGAUCAACCAGAUGAUAUUCAAUCGAAGGUGAAUAAUCUACAAGAAAGAUGGUCGUCGCUUGAAAAAGCAAUUGCCAAUCGCAUUGAUCACUUGGAAAAUAUUGUUCAAAAGUUGCACGAAACUGAUGAAGCAAUAAGAGACGCAAAAUCAGGAAUUGAAAAAAUAAAUGACAGAUAUGAUUCUCUUUGUCAACCAGGUUUAGCAGCAAGGGACUCGAAACUAGUAUCCCGAUUGGAAGCAUUGCUUGAUGAUACUUUAGUUGUAAAAGAAAAAUUGCAAGCAAUCGAUGAAAUAGUUAUCGAUUUAGAAAUGAUGGGAAAUUCAAAAGAUCAGAGACACUCAAUGGAGUUAAGAGAAUUAAAUGAUAUGAGAGAAAAUAUUGAGGAGAAAAUUAAAAAUCAACUGUUGAUUAUGCAAGAGGGUUCCCAAAAAAUUGAGGAUCUUAAGGCUGAAAUAAAUAAUGUUACUGAAAAGUUAAAGGACCUAGAAGAUAACCUACAGACCAUGCCUCCACCUGCGAGGGACUUGGAUAAUAUUAGAGACCAAUUAGAUGCAACAGAGGAACUGCAAGAAAAAAUUGAUGCUCUUGAAUCGGAAAUUAUGAAUGUCCUCCAAACAAGCGAUGACUUAAGCGAAGAGGGAUAUUUGUCUGAAUCGGAUCCUCUUCGUUCAAAGAUAAAGAAGAUACGAGAAAGAAGAAAUUCAUUGGCUGAUAAGAUUGAUGCUCGUUUGCGUAAUUUAAACGAUGUCAAUGAAAAAUUAAAUACUAUUGAUUCUGAUUUGAUGGAAGCGAAAACUUACAUAGAGGAAUUGGUAGAUUACGUUUCUGAUCUCCCUAAAAAUAUUGAUGAUGAAGAAUCUUUACUUUCUCUGCAGAAUGAAUUGAGGAUUCUUCAAAAUAAAACUCAACCAAUUAAAAAUAAGAUGACUGAAAUUCGUAAAGACGGAAUCGAUUUGAAGAAAUCUGCUUCUCCUGGAGUGGACCUGGAAAGUCUUCAAGAUCAAAUAGAAUCAGUCGAGCAAAAAUUAAGCGGAGUGAUAGAAGACAUUGUAAGACGCGAAUGUCAAGUAACAAGCGACCUUGCUAGGCGAGGAAAGGUUAAAGAAGCAGUCGAACCUCUCUUAAAAUGGGCUACCGAUGCUGAAAAAUUAAUUAUUGAUCAGCAAGCACCUUCUGUUGAUAUAAAUGUCUUAGCUGUUCAACAACAUGAACAGAAAUUUCUGCAAAAUAUGCUAGAUGAAAGAGAAAAAGAAAUCAGAAAGGCAAAAGAUGCUGCUGAUGAGGUAAUCUCUGGUUCUGAUUCAGAAAAGUGGAAGCAAAUGGUAGAUAAAGUUGUCGAUCGCUGGCAGUCUAUGAAAGAAACUGCUGAAAAUCGUCAAGAGGAGCUGAAUAAGAAUGAAGAAGCUGCAAGAAUAUUUAGAGACAAAUUGGAACCUCUCCUUACCUGGUUGGAUAACACAGAAAAAAAUGACUCGUUAACAUCUUGUCCAAAUUCCUCCCAACCAAAUGCUUUAAUUGCUUUCUUAAACGACAAUCAAAUUUUGAGAGAUGACAUAAGACACAAGAAGGAAGAUCUUGAUAACGUUAUCAUUCUUGGUUCUGAUUUAAUUCAGUGUGCUCCAGAUGAUGAGGCCAAUAAACUAAAUGAAACUCUUUCAAAUAUAAAAGACCGUUAUAAAAAUUUGGAGGAAAAAGUUGAAAAUCGUAUAAAUAAGCUGGAUGAAGCUUUACCAGCAGCCGAACUUUUCAAAGAAACUCAUGAGCAGAUUCUUCAUUUCGUAUCUUCAAAUCUAGAACCAGAACUUUCAUCUGAAGAAAUUUCAGGACCAAAAGCAUUAGCUCAUUUAGAACGGUUACAGAAUCAAUUGGAAAAAGGUAAAAUGCUAGUCGAUCAAUUGUCUGAAAAUGGAAGAAAGCUUGCUGAUGUCCUCUCAGAUUCUUCUCCAAUUGAUGAAAUUGUUGUUAACGAUAGUAAGAAAUUAGAUGCCGUUGCUGAUCGAAUAGAAAAGCAAGGUGAAAAGUUAGCUCUAAGAACUGCCCAAAGUCAAGAAAUGCUUUCGAAAAUGGAUGAGUUAUGUGACUGGUUUAAUAACGCUCAUGAUUCAAUGAAGACUUCAGGACCUCUCUCAGCUGAGCCUUUUGAAUUGGAAAGACUAUUAGUUGAUCAAAAAAUUCUACAUGAAGAAGUUACGAGUCAGGAAGCUCGAGCAAGAGACGUUUUAGCUGCCAGUAAAAGAAUAUCGCGAGAAAAUUCUUUGGAGGAAGAUGAUCCUCUUAAUGAGAAAGCCUGUGAACUUAAAGAGACCAGUGAUAGAGUAAAAAUAGCUAGUAGAGAGAGAUUAAGAUCAAUAGAGAGAGCAUUACCAUUAGCAGUAACUUUCAAUGAUGUACACGAAGAUCUAAACAUGUGGUUGGAUACUUUUGAAACAAAAUCGUUAACCGAUGAGUCUCCUACAACAACAGUUGAUGGAUUACAUGACCAAGAAUCCAGCUUAAAAUUUUUACAAGUCGAAUUGGAUAAUUACAAACCCCUAGUUAAUAAAAUAGAAAAAAUUGGCGAACAAUUAAAACAAACCGUUAAAGAGCCAGCAUCUGACUCUAUUAGUGAAAUUCAAAGACAAGACAAAGAUCGUUAUGGAAACUCAUCUGAAAGAGUUCGCGAAAGAUUAAGACAGGUACAAGAAGCCCUCCCCAAAGCUAUUGAAAUGACAGAAAACCUAGAAAAAGUUCGGUCUACUGUAGCAAAAGCAAUAGAAGAAACGGUUGAAAGACCUGAACCUAUAGCAGCUAAUCCAAACUCUCUGAAAGAUCAACUAGAAUCCGCCAAAGAAAUAGAAGAACAGCUGGAGGAGAAGAAAAAUCUAUUAAAAUCCUUAGAAGCUCGAGCAGAAGAGCUAGAAAGAGCAAAUAAUCCUCAAGCUACCGUUGUUCGAGAAAAGUUGAAUGAUCUGUGGGGCCAAUAUGAAACAGCUAAACAUGAAAAUGAUAAACGCACAGAAAAAAUAGCCAAAACAUUGAACAUUAGUGAAAAAUUUCAUGACCAUGUAUACACAGUGAAUGAAGAUAUUAGUGAAUUACAAAGGAAGUUGGACAUUGAGAAACAACCAGCACUGGAUCCACAAGAAGUUCAGAUGCAGCAAGAAGAAUUCGAAAGAUUGAAACCGCAACUUCAAGCAGUUGCUUCUGUUUUAGAUAAUGUUAAAGAUGAAGGAGAUCAGCUAUUGGAGCUUGUUGGACAACCCAAUAAACCUGAAGUACAUGCAAACAUUCAAGAUGUUGACUUUCAAUGGAAAAAUCUGAACAAAGCAUGGGCCGAUAGGCAAAAACAAUUAGACGACGCCCUAAGAAAAACCACUUUGUUUUGGGAUGAUUUGACAGCUAUGCUCGAUUGGCAAAAAGGUAUUGAAGAAGAGCUUCGAAAGCAAGGCCCAAUAGCAACUGAUACUGACAAAAUCAAUACACAACUUGACUUACUAAGUGGUAUUGUUAAAGAAUUGGAACCGCAACAAGAACAAAUAGAUCGUUUAGUAGCUCAAGGAAAGCAGUUGUGCGAAGGGCGAUCGGUUUCAGAAGGUCAAGUAAUUAAAGAUCCACUAAGGGACUUGGUAGUUCAAUUUGAAAACCUUUGCUCCAAAAUUAAAGACAGACGACAAAACUUAAGCGAUGCUCUACUCAGUCUUGGUCAACUCCAAGCCACUCUUAGUGAAUUUUUAAAUUGGUUAAGUAAAAUGGAAGACAAAAUCGACUCUAGUGAGGAAGUUAGAGGGGAUCUAACUGUUGUAGAAGCCGAACUUGGAAAAUUAAAAUAUUUAUCAUCGGACUUAGAAAGUCAUCAACAUUCGUACGAAAAUAUCAUGAGUGCUGCUCACGAUGUUAUUGCUAGUGCAGACGGAGAACAUUCAAAAACAAGACAACAAAUUAUGAAAUUAAGAGAAGCUUGGCCAAGAGUAUCCGACAAGCUCUAUCGUAAACAAACUCAGCUGAUGAAUGCAUUUGAGGAAGCGAAGAAUUUUCACGAGAACAUGAACCAGGUUCAGAUAGAAUUGGGAGAACUAGAUGCUUAUAUGACCACUGCUGUGAGUGUCGGAGCCCUUCCAGAUUCUACACACGAUAAGUUGGAAUCUUUCGUCACGAAUGUUGAAUUAAAGAUUGAUCAACUUUCACCAAGGGUUGAACAGCUUGAAAUGGAAGGAGAUGAACUUAUUGCUAAGAUGCCGGAACGUUUAGUUCCAAGAGUACAAAAACCUCUUGAAGAAAUAAAAUCCCGAUGGGAUAACAUAAAACUUUCUGCAGCUAGGAAGAAACAAAAAUUGGAAGAAGCUGCAAAUGAAGCAGCAAAUUUCCAUAGUGAGCUUAAAUCGUUUAUCGACUGGUUAACGAAUGCGGAAAGAAAACUUGGCAAAGCUGAACUUGUUUCACGAGUUCUUCCAAGAGUAAUUGAACAAGCAAAGGCUCAUCAAGAGUACCAAAGAGAUAUAUCUGCUAAACGUGACGAUCAACAUCAUUUGGAAAACUUAGCAAUGAAACUUAUGUCCAGUUCAAAAAAUCAUCCAGAUGAACCGCUCAUUCGAAAUGUCAUAGAAGACACAGGCAAAAGGUGGCAAAAACUGUUAACAAAAGCAGCAGAACGUACAAGGGCAAUUGAUAAUGUUCACCGAAGUGCAAGACAAUUUGAUGAAGGAGAAAAAGAACUAGUUGGCUGGUUGGAAGAACAACUUGAAUCUCUUACUUCAACUCACCAAAUUAGCAAAGAUCCUCAAAAAAUUGCAGAACAAUUGCAAAAACAUAAAAACUGGGCGCAAACUAUAAAUGCUAAACAACCUCAAUAUGAUAAAAUAAUUAGAUUAGGACAUCAACUAAAAAAUGAAUCGGAGCCAGAAAGUUCUGAUGAAAAAAUAUUGCAUAACAUGUUAAAGAAUUUAUCUGAUAAAUGGAAAAUGCUCAGUGAACAAAAAGAAAGAAAACAACAAAAGCUUGAUAGCGCUUUGAUCGAUGCAGGAGAUUUAACUAGAGCUAUAAAUGAAUUAAAUGAUUGGUUGGACACAUCUCUUGAUAGGCUAAGUGAUACUCUUGCUGUCGAUGGCGAUAUCGAUACUGUCCGUAGCUUAUUAACAAAGCAUGAAACAUUUGAACAAGAACUGUCAUCAAAACAUCUUUUACUGGACACUACAGUAGGUCGUGUGCAAGAUGCUAUUAGUAAAGCAGAUGCGAGCGACGCUGCAAAGUUAGAGAAUGAUCUGUUGGAACUUAAUAACAAAUGGGACGUCGUGUCAAAAUUAAGUGCAGAUCGUCGAAAGAAUUUGGCCAAAGCCAAAUUUGACGCUGAUGAUCUUCAGAGGCGAAGUUAUGAGCUAACGAGAUGGUUAACUGAUGCUAUUCAACGUUGUCAAUAUCACGGCAAUGUACCGGAAGACAUUCAGUCUCUAAAUAAACAAUUGGAUACGCACAAUAAAUUAAUGAAUACAAUCGACCAAAAACAACCUGAAUUUGACAGCGUGGUUCAACUUGGUAAAGAAAUUGAAAAGAAAGCUCACGAUGAUGCAAAACCAACUCUCAAAAAUCACUUGCGGGUUCUGGAUAAUCGAUGGAAAGAACUAAAAGAUGCGGCUGAAUCCAGGCUUCAAAAGCUGACCUCUGCUUUGAAUGAAGCGAAAGAAACAAAUGAUCAAAUGGCCGAGCUACAGGGAUGGCUUGUGGAAACUUAUGGAGAACUUCUAAAGCUUGAAAGUGAGCCAUUAGCCAAUAAUGAACCAAUAUUGGAACAACUACUGCAUGCCCAUGAAACCAUGGAAGAUGAUAUUUCUGCUAGAAGACCCUUAGUAGAUAGAGUUACCAAAAAAUAUAAGAAACCGCCUCCAUCAGCAAUAAGGACUCCAGCUGGUCGAGGAUUUCGACAAAAACGUGAUAGGACACCUGAACCAGCUGAUUUCACUGAUCCUAGAGCGGCAGAAUUAUUCAACACAUGGAGGUCUGUAUGGCUUAUGGCCAUGAAUAGGAAGCAGGAAUUGCUAGAUGCUUUGCAACAGCAAAAGGAACUAGAUCGUAUGCAAAAUUUCAGCUUUGACGAUUGGAGACAAAGAUAUAUGGAUUGGAUGAAUCAUAAUAAAGCCAGAGUAAUGGACUUAUUUAGGAGGCAAGACAAAGAUCGAGAUGGAAAAAUUACAAGAGAUGAAUUUAUCGAAGGAGUCAUAAGUUCGAAUUUUCCUACCAGUCGUCUUGAGAUGGAGGCUGUCGCUGACGUCUUUGAUACAAACAAAGACGGUUUCAUCGACUAUAAAGAAUUUGUCAAUGCACUUAAACCGGAAAAAGAUAGACAACGUCUCUCUGAAGGAGAAAGAAUUCAAGACGAAGUGAGAAAGCAAGCAAACAGAUGCACAUGUUCAAGACAAUACCGAAUUCAUAAAAUCGGUGAAGGGAAAUAUAGGUUUGGAGAAUCUCAAAAGCUACGACUUGUAAGAAUACUACGCUCAACAGUAAUGGUGAGAGUUGGAGGAGGAUGGGUUGCUCUCGACGAAUUUCUUGUGAAAAAUGAUCCUUGUAGAGCAAAGGGUCGUACAAAUGUUGAAUUACGAGAGAGGUUUAUCUUAGCCACAGGAGUGGCUCAAUCCAUGGCACCAUUCAAGUCCAAGAGUCCUUUAACCCAUUCUGGUCAUUCUGCACCAUCUGUUGGUUCAACGUCGACCUGGAGUAGUAAAUCAACGUCUACUGCUUCAGGACCAAUAAUAAAGUGUCAGCAAAAAUAUCACAGUCGAAUACCAGUUCGUCAUGUCAACUGGUCAGAGAUUCGAGAAAAAACACAAUAUGGCACACCAUGGAGGCAAACUCCUCAAAAAUCCAGGAUUAGCCCAGACACAGAAGUUCGCCAAAUUAUGUCAAAGCCUGGGUCAACUCCCAGUCGCUUGAAGAUCCCCACAAGAACUGCUUCACGAGCUUCCUCAAGAGCAUCGUCUCGAGCUAGCGAGGGAUCAGACUUGUCAGAACCAGAAGUUUACACAACUUAUAGAAAAGAUACCACGCAUGCUGGUGGUAGAACCACGAGUACAGUAACAUAUCAGACACAUCACACAAAGACAAGGACGGUAAAUUUACCGGCAACGCAAUCUGAACGGGGAAUAGUAACAACGCCGACAAGUUCUACUAAAAGACGUACACCGUCAGCCACUAGGAGUCGAAAUCCGUCAACUCCGUCACCAAAGCAAUCGGCAUCACCCUUACAUACUAGUACCCCAAAAACAUCAAAGGGAGCUGUUUCUCGACCAGUCUCAAGUGAUCAAUAUAGAAAAGUAAAAUCCCCCGACAUGUCAAAGUAA